Messenger RNA from Penicillium roqueforti, 2706 nucleotides. RefSeq names its product WD40 repeat domain-containing protein. The coding region runs from base 1 to 2706 and encodes 901 amino acids. The transcript has 5 exons. Gene Ontology annotation, molecular function: protein binding. The record is from RefSeq and is a predicted model, not a curated record. Lineage: Eukaryota; Fungi; Ascomycota; Eurotiomycetes; Eurotiales; Aspergillaceae.
AUGGCGGAGGGAAGCAACAAUCUACAACUCCGAGUCGCGACGACCCCCGCGAUAGCCGAUUUGAGCCCCGGAAACUCGACAUUUCCCGCCUCGGCCACAUCGGAUGUCCCCUCGGGCUCGACUCAUAGUCUGCACGAUGUUCGAAAUACCAAACGCGCAGUCAUUGGUGGCUCUCAUUCGACCUUGAAUUCCCCGGACGAGAGGACCGAGUCAAGUGCUAUAGAUCCGCUAUCGCAGCACAUUAUCCAACGCACCAAUACCCAAAAGUCCAUUCCCCUGAAGUUACUGGGAAAAGCGUCAUACGAAGCAGAGGCUGUGGGCUCCGAGUACGGCCAGGGAGACCGAAGCCCGAUACGAGGAGAUGCAUUGCCUACCUCGAAACAUCCUAGAGAGAAGAAAAAAGGUGUUUCCUUCCUCAGCCGAAUCAUCGGAGGCAAGAAAAAAGAUCAGUUGUUGGAGGUAGAAGAUGAGACCUCGGAAUCUGAAACGCCCCGCAUGUCCAUGGACACCUCACAUCAUCCAAUUGGAUUCAUACCUCGACACCCUGCUCCGUCGAAAUAUCUGAAGGUGCGAGCCCAGUACAAAAAAGAGAAGACGUUCGACCGCGUGUUUCUAGCACAGGAACUGGAGGGCAGCGGCCCAUCGCCCAAACCCGCAGAUAGACGGAUAUCUACGUCCUCGGCCUUGCUACAGAAUGGCGACAACAUCGGAAGGGCCGUCUGGGCACUCGUAUUCUCUAAAGAUGGUAAAUAUCUGGCGGCUGCUGGCCAGGACCGGAAGGUCCGAGUAUGGACUGUUAUCGCUACACCGGAGGAGCGCGAGGAUGCCAAUGAGCACGAAAAGGCAACACCCGUAGAUGCACAAGACGAUUCCGGCCUGAAGGCACCUGUGUUCCAGCCGGAGCCCGCCCAGGUGUAUGAGGGACACACGGGAAGUAUCCUAGACCUGAGCUGGAGUAAAAAUAACUUCAUUCUCUCCUCGUCAAUGGACAAAACAGUGCGACUGUGGCAUAUCUCUCGACCGGAAUGUCUUUGCUGUUUCCAGCACAGUGACUUUGUGACUUCGAUCCAAUUCCACCCGCGUGACGACCGCUUUUUCCUCGCUGGAUCUCUCGAUACGAAACUGCGACUCUGGAGUAUACCCGAUAAGAGCGUGGCUUUUGUGACUACUGUGCCUGAUAUGAUUACUGCUGUGGCAUUCACUCCAGACGGCCGAUACUCCAUUGCCGGAUGUUUGAAUGGCAUGCUUAACAUCUAUGACACUGAGGGCCUAAAGGUAUCAGCCCAGAUUCAUGUACGAUCGGCCCGUGGACGCAACGCCAAAGGUAGUAAAAUCACUGGAGUCGAUACGAUAAUGGUUCCCAAGGACAACCCUAAGGAUGAUGACGAUGGUGAUAUCAAGUUACUGGUUACUAGCAACGACUCCCGCAUCAGGCUGUACGACUUCAAUGAUCGAUCGUUGCAGGCUAAAUUCCGCGGCAACGAGAACACCUGCAGCCAAAUUAGAGCUUCAUUCACCAAUGAUGGCAAGUAUAUCAUAUGUGGGAGUGAGGAUCGCAGGGCAUACGUGUGGCCAGUUGGGCCUGUGCAACAGGAUUCCGAAAAGCAGGCUGUGGAGAUAUUUGAGACACAGUCUGCCAUGGUAACAGCUGCAAUAAUGGCACCCAACCAAACGAAAGAGGUCCUGGCGCUAUCAGAAGACCCAAUCUACGACAUCUGCAAUCCGCCCCCGGUAGCCCUUAUUGGUCCGGAGUCAACAGACUUUUCAAAGAAAUCCCAUAAACACUCUGAAUCAGCACCUCGCCUAUCCAUCAUCAGCAAAAUGGCCCACGCCUCACCCUCGUACCUCGCACGAUCCAAGCAUCCAGACGGAGAGAUAAUCGUGGUUGCCGACUACUCCGGCAAGAUCAAAGUUCUCCGGCAAGACUGCGCGUAUCAAAAACGACGCUUCGAGAAUUGGAACGCCAACUCCACCAUCUCACGACGGAUCCUAAGACGCUCCAAUUCGGCACGCCGUAGCAUCGCCUCCUCAAUCGGAAAGGAAUCCUCCCACAAAACUCCAUCCGAGCGCAUCGUCUCAUGGCGCAACUCCGUCGUCCGCCACGGCCGCUCCAGCACAGAUGGCUCCCGCACCGACUUCCGAACCCGUACCCCAUCCCCCCAGAACCGCCCAUCCCUUUCCAGACUAGCAUCGCCCCGGCCUUCAAGCCUCAGCCGGAACGAAUCAUUGUCCAUCUUCACUACAUCUCCACCCCCAUCACCAGGCCGACCACACCCCGACAGCAAUCGCACAAGCGAAGAUGUCAGCCAUGCAAAUGCCUCAAACUCCAAGCCGCAACCACCACCCCAACCCCACUUGAAAUUCGCCCCGGCAGACCUAGCUGCGACUGAUUCACAAGACAACCCACUCUGGAUACAGGGUGACCGCAGCUACGCGUACUGGAACAAGAUCACGCACGAUGCACUGGCCAUGCAGUCCCGGAAACCGAGUGACUUCCUCAGUCCGAAUCGAAUCCCGUCGCAUGAGCGCAGGCUGAGUAUUUCAGGAGGUAGUAUCUUGAGUAGUAACUAUUCCUCUUCGAUGGGUGAUGGAGAGGAAGACGUGCUCAAAUGUGAAAACUGUCGUGGGACAAGUUUCCGCAGUGUUAAGGGGAGGGAUGGGAAACAGAAGCUGAUUUGUUCGGAGUGCCAUCGGCCCAUUUCUUGA